GUACACAAGUGUGAAGUUAUGGCCACUACAGUCAGCAGACAGGACUACCUGGAAGACUAUGAGUAUUUCAUGGCCUUAGCCCUCCUGACAGGCCAGAGAAACACAGAUCCUGACAAACAGGUGGGUGCCUGUAUAGUGAAGGACAACAAAGUUAUUGCUGUUGGCUACAGCCAAGUGCUUGACGGCCGUGGUGAUGAUAAUAGGCAUGAAUAUCAUGCAGAGAUUGAUGCCAUCAUGAAAGUUGCAGAUGUUCACGGCUGCACUAUGUUUGUGACUAUGUUUCCCUGCAACGAGUGUGUCAAGGUCAUGAUCCAAUCAGGUAUCAGGCAUGUUGUCUAUCUGUCUGAAAAUGAGACUGCAGAAAACAGAAAUGUCAAAGCUUCAGGGAAAAUGCUCAGGAAAGAAAAUGUUUGCUGCGAGAAGUACAUGGGCGGAAAGGAUCCUAUUACCCUUACAUUUCCAAAUGAAGAGUCAACUGAACAAACCGUCCGGAACAGAACUCCUGAGUCUGAUUAUUUCAUGGCUGUGGCCGUCCUGACAGCACAGAAAAGCAGAGAUCCCAGCACACAGGUGGGGGCCUGCAUUGUGAGGGAUGACAAAGUGAUUGUUGCAGUUGGUCACAACCAGAUGCCCAAUAAUCAUAAUGACAAGUAUACCUGGGUUCGUGAUACUCAGGCUGAUGAUAAUAAGUAUUUGUAUGUGUGCCAUGCAGAGCUUAAUGCCAUUCUCAGCAGCACUGAUGUGAGAGGCUGCACCAUCUAUGUGACCCUUUUUCCCUGCAGUGCCUGUGCCAAACUUGUCAUUGGGGCAGGUGUAAAAAAAGUUUUUUACCUGUCAGACAAAUACAGUAAUACUCCUGAUACAAUAGCCUCCAGGGAAAUGCUUGAAGCAAAAAACAUCAAACUUGUAUCUUUCUACGGAAGAGAUGAUCCUCAGAAAGAAACUAUUGAAAUUAAAAUGGAAUAAGAGAAGGCGCAAAAUCUUGGAUCCAAAUAUCGCCUGUACUGUUCAUACUGAUUCUAUACACAGCUUUGUCUUAUUAAUUAAGAGCAACUUUCAUGUUAAUUGUGAGAUGAACAGACAUCUCUCUUAUCUUAAAUGGGACAUAAAAAAGGGAGCAAAAUAAAAGGUUCUGUGCUUUUAACCAUAUUGUAACUCACGAAAUGUGCUGUGUUAUAGUUCAAUUAUUGAUGCAUGUUUCAGUGGGUGUAAGGAAAUGAUUUUAUUGUG
This is a messenger RNA of Boleophthalmus pectinirostris (great blue-spotted mudskipper), 1230 nucleotides long. Its product is annotated as deoxycytidylate deaminase-like. The coding region runs from base 19 to 966 and encodes 315 amino acids. The record is from RefSeq and is a predicted model, not a curated record. NCBI's taxonomy places the organism in Eukaryota, Metazoa, Chordata, Actinopteri, Gobiiformes, Gobiidae. Gene Ontology annotation, molecular function: dCMP deaminase activity. The transcript is spliced from 11 exons. Gene Ontology annotation, cellular component: cytoplasm. Gene Ontology annotation, biological process: dTMP biosynthetic process; dUMP biosynthetic process.